Molecule: messenger RNA, 2194 nt
Organism: Chelonoidis abingdonii (Abingdon island giant tortoise)
Lineage: Eukaryota; Metazoa; Chordata; Testudines; Testudinidae
Source: RefSeq, a predicted model, not a curated record
GUCCCCCCGCUCCAGCCCGGGAUGAGGCAAUAACUCUCCGGCCGGGUGUUUAUCGGCCGCGAUCGGGGCUUGGAGGGUCUCGCACCAGAGCCAGCAGCUGCCCGCGCCCCCUCCCGAGACCCAGCGCCCCCCCCGGGGCAGGACACGUCCAGCCGGGAGCCCCGCUCGCCCCCCCGGGCCGGGAGCCCUGCGGGGGGGAGGAUGUCGCAUAGGGCGGGGCAGGGGGCCCGGGAUUCCGACCCCCAGCGGGGCCCCCCGACCGUCUACGUCCUGCUGGAGGGACCCCGCAUGCCCGAGGCAGUCCAGGUGCUGAGCCUCGAGUCUUUGCUCCCCGAGUCGGGCAUCGUCGCGGACAUUGACUUAGAGAACAUCUUCUCCUUGGCCGGGGACAACUUCUACGAGCUCAAAAGCCAGCCCAUCUCCGGGAGCCCCCCGGCUGCCCCCCUGCAGCCGCCAGCCCCCCAAGCCCCGGGGGACCCCCCCGGCUCCAGCAUGUCGACGUCACGGGUGCUGCUGCGGCAGCAGCUGAUGCGGGCGCAGACCCAGGAGCAGGAGCGGCGGGAGCAGCAGCAGGCGGCCCAGUUCCUGCCCCCCAACACCGUGCCCCCCACCCCAGCCAUCUCCGUCAGCAGCCCCCUGCCCCGCCCCUCUGCCCAGGUGCCGGUUGAGGUGCUCAAGGUGAGAGCCUGGGGCACCGGCGGGGAACGGGGUGGGGAAUGGGACCUGUCCCCUCUGGGGGGCACCCCCCGGCAGCAGCCCACCCCGGGCCCCGGCAGCGCGCCCAACAGCCCCAUGGCCAUGCUGCACAUCGGCUCCAACUCGGAGAAGGAGAUCGAUGAUGUCAUCGAUGAGAUCAUCAGCCUGGAGUCCAGCUACAAUGACGAGAUGCUGAACUACAUGUCCGUAGACGGGGGGCUGCAGCUGCCCAGCACGCUGCCAGUGGCCGGGAACCUGCUGGAGAUUUAUAGCAGCCCGGGGCUCCCGGACCCAACCGUCCCGGUCAGCAACUCCUGCCCUGCCGACCUGCCCAACAUCAAGACAGAGUUGUCAGAGAAUGAAGCCAAAGCGCUGAUGAAGGAGAGGCAGAAAAAAGACAAUCACAACCUGAUUGAAAGACGCAGACGCUUCAACAUCAACGACCGAAUCAAGGAGCUGGGAACCCUCAUUCCCAAAUCCAAUGACCCGGAGAUGCGCUGGAACAAAGGAACGAUCCUAAAGGCCUCUGUGGAUUACAUCCGCAAGCUGCAGAAGGAGCAGCAGCGCUCCAAGGAGAUGGAGCUGAGACAGCGCAAGCUGGAGCAAGCGAACCGCAGCCUGCAGCUCCGGGUGCAGGAACUGGAGAUGCAAGCCCAGCUGCACGGCUUGCCCCUCACCUCGUCGGCAGGGCUGCUGCCCCUGGGGUGCUCUGGGGAGGGCACCAAGCCGGAGGGCCCUGGACCCCCUCCAUUCCUGGGGGGUCCCUCCUGCACCCCGGCUCCCGCCUCUUCCGCCGCCUGCCUCCUGGACCUGGCCUUCCCCUCGGAGGAGCUGGGGGAGGCUGGGCUGGGCUUCCCCCUGGGGCUGGGGGUUGAUGGGGGCCUGGAGGACAUUCUUAUGGAGGAUGGGGGGCCCCUGUCGCCCCUGGGGGCCUCCGACCCCCUGCUCUCGUCCCUCUCCCCUGGCGCCUCCAAAGGCUCCAGCCGCCGCAGCAGCUUCAGCAUGGAGGAGGAUUCCUGAUCCUGGCCCCGCCCCUCUGGGGUGGGAGGAGCCAGGGGAGCCACACCUCUAAUCCCAUUGGGCUCCGCCCCCUGGCUGUCUCCAGGCUCUGCUCUCCUCUUUUAUAGGCUCCGCAAGCUCCUCCCUUUCUCUCCACUUUCGCUCCAUGGGCGGGGCCCCAGGCUCAUAAGCCCCUCCUUCUCAGCUCAAGCUCCACCCCAUUGCAUAGGCCCCGCCCCAGCUGUCUGUGCACAGCACCAGAGUUCCAAAAGCUCCACCCCUCCUCAAGCCCCUCCCCCAUAACAUAGGCUCCAUCCCUUUUAGCCUGGGCCUCAGAGUUUCAGACUCUGCCCCUUUUACCCUGCCUCCCGCCCUGUUGUAUAGGCCCCGCCCCUUGUCUGUUCCCAAGCUCCACCCCUUUUCUAGCCCCCCUCACACGUGGAAGCCGUGCCUUGUCCAGACCACACCCCUUUUACAUAGGCCCUAUCCCUUAUCUGCA